UUUAGACAUCAAAAUUAUUUGUUUUAAAUGGCCCAAGGUAUAGGCAUUUGUGGCCAAACGAUACGUUGUUUUACCGGCAAUGCACUAUCUGAACUUAUCGGCCAAAGUAACCUUCGCAAGAGCACUCCGGCAGAUUACAGGAAACUGCGUGAGAUUGUCUGCACACUGGAACGCUUCGGCACCUUGGGCAAUGACAUUCAGCUGACUAGCAAUGAGAUCGAAGCGAACCAUGUGAUCAUGUGCCUGAAGACGAAGGAGUACAACAAGGGCAUUCAGGAUCCCAGUCAGUUUGUGCCCGGCCAUCAAAUAAUGCGACGUCUCAAAAAGAUGAAAGAAUCGCCAUUGUUCUUACUGCUCAGCAAGAUGCCCAAAGGAGGCGUCCUUAAGGCCCAUGCCCACUCCAUGUGCAGCACCGAUUUCCUCAUCAAAUUGACCUACGCGAAGAAUCUGUGGGUCUGCACCACCGACAAUGGCUGUAAAUUUAGACAGUUUCGAUUCUCCAAGGUGAAACCCACUCGAAUUCAAUAUGAAGAAGGAGAAUGGCAAUUAAUGGAACAAUUGCGUGAUUAUCAUGGCGAGGCGAAUCUCCGGAAAUAUCUUAAGAACGCUCUCAACAUGUAUCCCUCUAUUCGAACUACCUCAAGUAUCGCCGCCUGGAAUCAACUGGAGAGGAUCUUUGAUCUCCUCGACGGACUACUCAGAUAUCCACCCGUCUGGGCUGAAUAUUUCUACAAUGCCCUUAAGGAGUUCCACGCGGAUGGUGUUCAGUAUGUCGAGGUGCGUUCGAAACUACAGCGAUUCUACUGCUUAGAUGGCUCCAAACUCCCAGUCCAAGAAACCGUCAAGAUCUAUCAGGAGCAAAUAGGACGUUUUCAGACAGACAAUCCAGAUUUUAUCGAUGCGAAAAUUAUUUAUUCGCCACUGAGGCAUGCUACAAUCGAUCAGAUGGCAAAGUAUGUUAAAAUGUGCACCAUUCUAAAUAAAGAGUUUCCCGAUUUGGUGAUUGGUUUUGACUUGGUUGGCCAAGAGGAUCGGGGUGAUCCGCUUAGCCAAUUUGCCAGCGAGUUGCACAAACUGCCCGACAACAUCAACUUAUAUCUGCAUGCGGGUCAAACCAACUGGUAUGGCACCCGUAUCGAUGAGAAUCUAAUUGAUGCCGUGCUACUCGGAGCGAAGCGAAUUGGACACGGCUAUGCGAUAACCAAACACCCUUUGGUGAUGGAACUGGUGAAGCAGCUGAAUAUUGCCAUUGAGGUGUGCCCCAUUUGCAAUCAAAUGCUACAGCUGAGUGCCGAUUAUCGCAAUCAUCCGGCAGCCACCUUGAUUGCAAACAACAUACCCUUUGUCAUUUCCUCGGGCAAUCCCUCAUUUUGGCGCACAUCUCCACUGUCCCAUGACUUUUACGUGGUAUUUCUCGGCAUUGCGCCCAUGAAUGCGGACUUGAAGUUCCUGAAGCGCAUUUCCAAAAACUCUUUAAAAUACAGCGGUCUUCCAGACGAGCAAAAGUCAAUGGCAAUGUCCAAAUGGAAAAUCAAAUGGGAAAAGUGGGUGGAUUAUGUUAUCAAAAACAAGGAUAAAAUAAUGGCGCAAAACGCAGAAAAAUAAUUGAAGAGUUCAUUUGUAAAUUGAAUUGGAAAACUUAUUAAUAAGAGAAUCGAAUGUUUAAAGUUACAUUUUUACAUUAUGUACACACUUAAUAUAUGUAUAAAUAAUAAUAUGUGAAAAUAAUAGGGUUUCCAGAGAGACCGAGAGAAAAUGAGAGACAGACAAA
Drosophila grimshawi is the source of this 1771-nucleotide messenger RNA. RefSeq names its product adenosine deaminase 2 (gene Adgf-E). Gene Ontology annotation, molecular function: adenosine deaminase activity. Lineage: Eukaryota; Metazoa; Arthropoda; Insecta; Diptera; Drosophilidae. The record is from RefSeq and is a predicted model, not a curated record. The transcript is spliced from 3 exons. Gene Ontology annotation, biological process: inosine biosynthetic process; adenosine catabolic process. The coding region runs from base 28 to 1605 and encodes 525 amino acids.